Bursaphelenchus xylophilus (pine wood nematode) is the source of this 3250-nucleotide messenger RNA. NCBI's taxonomy places the organism in Eukaryota, Metazoa, Nematoda, Chromadorea, Rhabditida, Aphelenchoididae. The record is from the annotation of a GenBank genome assembly.
AUGUCUUCAAACGCACAAGAUUAUCUUUAUUCCCUUCGAAAGGGCAAAAUUCCCGAUCCUCGGCUGGCGUGCUUGGUGACUAAUUUUAGGUAUGUCCAGUCUUGACUGCGUUGAUUACUUUUUUUAGAGGAAUUGAUCUGUUACCUCAAUUGUACGCCUAUGGUAACAGUUUCUGUCGUGUUCCCCAUCCAGAAGAGAGGUAUAUCGCUUUAUAUAAUCUAGGCUUUAUCUGUAAUCAACUGAGAGACAGAUGCGAUGUAAUUCAAUAUCCUGCAGUGAGUUUUACCAAAAAUUUAAUUUGACUUUAAUUUUUAUGCUUUUGAUUAUUUAGUUUUGGUAUAAUAUUUUUAGGUAUACCAUGCCAUUGGACGUCUUCUUACUCAAGUUUCGUCGUACGUCCGACAAUAUGAGCGUUUUUUGAUUGAGGAAUAUCUUCCAAAACAUCCAGAUAUCAACAUUCGAAUUCUCUAUAAUCAAAGAUCUUUUUUUAUAACGCCUUUUGAAUUGUUCAGGUGUAUCGUCAACAAUCAACGUCCAGUGAUCUUGUUGGACUGUCGUCGGAGUCGCUCGCCGCAAAUUGUACACUACAAUUUGAUUCAAACGUGUCAUGCUGAACCGGGAUUGUUGCGAGAAUAUGGGUAAUAUAAUUUUUAAAAUUUUUGAUCGUAAUCUUUGACUCUUGAUGCUGUGCCUUUUUAGAAAGACUCCUGAGGAUGUUUUGCGUCUCUUUGGCCUUUGUCCUGGCAAUAUUUUUGAUGGAACUCACCAAGCUCAUCGUCAUGUUAUUGUUAAUGAUGAGCUGAUCCGCCGUGAUUUUAGUCUCGAAAAUCCUAACUCCGACUGUCGUUGGCUUUUGGAAAUGUUGUCAGGACCUCCGUUCCAUCUGAAUUUGUUGAUUUUGGAAGGUGGAGUUCGAGAAAUGGAGCAGUGGUUUCCAAUGAAUGUAAAAUAUUUGGAAGAGGAAGACAAUGAAAUUGGUAGACGACUGAGAAUCCUAGAAGCGAGUAGAAGCCAGGAUCAAGGUGAAGGUAGGCGAGAUAGUGUUACAAUCGUUUGCGUAUCAUGUUUUACGGCUUUAUGAUACAAUAUUAUGUUAUUCAUGGCCUAUUAUGAUAAUUUUUUGCAGCUUGGGAUGGAUGCGCGCAGACUUCGCAUGAGUUCUCGCAAUUGAGGAUCAAUGAGAAAAGACCAGCAAAAUUUCCAUUUGAGAUUUUGAUGGAGAAAAGGGCACGGACCUCAAUGCGGGAAAAACCUAAGAAUAAAUUGGACAAGGAGAUGGGAAAAGAUAAGGAAAAUGAGGAAGGACACAGCCAUAUGAGAUGUAGAACCACUAGCAUUUCAUCAGAAGGUACGAGGUUUCUGUUUAUUUAAUAACUACAACUGUAGUUUUAAAUAUUUUAAUCAAAUUUUAGAAGAGAUUUCAAUUCCAACUUCCACCUUGGUGCGACCCAUUGCAGAAUGCCUUGGGUUGAGCUCAAAGCCCCCUGAGAAGAAGGCCAGUGAUGGUUUCUCUGAGAUAAAUAAUGUUGAGAAAAUCCCCAGGAAUGACGAAGAAAAUACAAAGAAAGUUACGGUGGCAGAAAAUGAGAAUGAAUCAGAAGAUGGACCCAAAAAUGAUGAUGUAAAUGAAAAGGAGGUCACUGAAGUUGUGAAAGACGAAAUCACGCAUCCAGAAGAUCCAUUUUCCGAGAAAGAACGAGGAGAUAACUCAGUGGAUAAUAAUAAUAAUACUAACUGUUUCCGAGCAGAAGAGGAAACGAAGGUAAUGAAACCAGAAGGGCCGUCUUUUAUUGAGCAAAUCAGGUAAUUGAAGGCCCUAUUGACUAUAUAGCGAUUGGAGGAGCAUGUUGAUCCUAUGGCUUUUCAGUUCUGAUAACAUUUCCCUUUUGGAUGUCUACCGUUUGAUUUUGGAGGAGUUCAAAAGUUUAUCGGUGAUCGGUCCAGAGGAACCUGGCUUUACUGGAUUUUUCAACAUUGGGAAUACUUGUUUUAUGAAUGCCACUUUACACGCGCUGUUGAGUUGCUCUCAUUUGGCUUACUUCUUUUCCGACACAAGCUUUAUUCACUGCGUGAAUUCGUAAGAUUUUUUAUCAUAUGAGAUGCAAAUGUCAUGCUAGGAUUUAUUAUUGCAUUUUAGAGACAACCCCAAUGGCACGAAAGGCCGUUUGAGCGCUUGUUUCAAGGCUCUGGAGGAUGUUUAUUGGGGCGGGGAAUUCAAAACCAUCAGUAUCUGGCCUUUCUAUGUAAGUUUAUGUAGUUUGAUUGCCCUGAGGUUUGCGCCCAACGUUUAGUUGUUUCUCUUUUGCAGAUUAUCUUCCGACAGUACUGCCCUCAAUUGUGCAAUCGCCGUCAACAUGAUGCAGCCGAGUUCCUGACCUUUCUUCUCGAUCUUCUCCAUGAGGAUUUGUUGAAAGAAAGCGAGAAAAAGGAGGUCGAACAAAAUUAUGACACCAAGGAGAUAUGGGAAAAUUGGAAUCAUUAUAAGGAGAAUAACGCCAGACGGCGGGAGUCUCCAAUAAACUCCAUAUUCAAGGUAAGAUUAUCGAGCGACAUUGUAUUGUUUCAGUUCGUGACUUCCAUUUAUUUCCAAUGUGAGGAGUGUGGAAAUGUGAAAUUAACUUUUGAAGAAGAUAAUCAGAUCCGAUUGGACUUGCCAUCCAAAAGCCUUUGUCGAUUAUCCGACUGUUUGAAGAAGUAUUUCGAGAGUUCUGUGAGUUCUAUAUUGUAUUUGACAUUAUUCUUAAUUUUGUUAGGAAUCAGAUAGUUCCAUCAAAAGAGAGUGCUCUUGCUGUGGAAAACCUCAAAGAUGCCAACGGUUGGAGAAGUUGUGGAUUCUACCACCAGUCCUAAUCAUUAUUUUAAAGAGAUUUGAAGUGAAAAAUUACGAGUCUUUGAAGAAGAACACGGCCACUGUUGAAUUCGACAUGGAUCAUCUGGAUAUGGCCAACUAUAUUCAUGAACAAGCGGACUAUGAGACAUCAAUGUAUCAAUUACAGGCGAUCACCGAGCACAAUGGAACUCUGACUUCGGGACAUUAUGUCACUUAUGUCCGAUAUACCAGAGAACAGUGGAUAAAAUAUGAUGAUGAGAAAUGUUUCCGGGUCAAAGAGUGGAUUCCGAGGGUAAGGCAUUGUUCUGGAAAUGUUCUUAUAUUGAUCAUUAUUUGUUUCAGAGAUGCAACGCGUAUGUUUUAUAUUAUGUUAGUCAGCCCGAGGAGAAAAGAAUGGAUAACAAUGGUUCAGUUAGCUAA